This is a messenger RNA of Vanrija pseudolonga, 1242 nucleotides long. RefSeq lists its product as uncharacterized. The transcript is spliced from 3 exons. NCBI's taxonomy places the organism in Eukaryota, Fungi, Basidiomycota, Tremellomycetes, Trichosporonales, Trichosporonaceae. The record is from RefSeq and is a predicted model, not a curated record. Bases 1 to 1242 code for a protein of 413 amino acids.
AUGGUCACCCCGUCCGCGGCAGCCGCCCAGCCCCCCGUCCACCAUGCCUCCCCUACGGCCGGGUACAAGCUCUUCGAUUCGCCGCACCUUGUCGACAUGAUCUUAGACCAAGCGGACAAGCAGACGCUCUCGAGGGUCAUGCGUACCGCUCAGCGCUUCUUCAUUCCCGCGGGGGUCGGUGGGGACAAGCAACCCAGCCUAGUUGGCCUCCGUAGCGUUCUCCGCGCCAAGACAUCGUUGCGCGAGCAAUUUCUCCGGCGCAACUUUGCAAACUACAGGCUGCUCCUGUUGUCCUGCACACAAGUGGUGACGAUCGAAGGGCCGCACAGCGAGUGGUGUGACCUACCAUGGCACGUCAUGCGGCAAUUGUUCCCCAACGUCAAGGUGGUACGCGUCGCGCCGCAGCAGAACCGCGCCCAACGGACAUCGUACACGUCUGGAAGCCACUGGGACGGACUAUGCCGUCUCGUCGUGGACAAGGGCCGUCACCCCCUGAUCUCCAGCCCGCUGGCCAGACAGGCUUUCAGCCGCCCGUUCAGCUCGGCGAGCGACACGUCGACCGCGCCCUGGGACUCACGCUCGCACGAUGAGCCGGAGGCAACCAUCCGCCCGCCUGUCACCCCCGAGUCCGACCACCGCGCCCCAUCGUACCGUCCAGACCACUGCAAGUUCACAUCGCUUCCCAGAGUCCGCAAGGUGGUAUUCCGCAACCUGCUGUCGACAACCCUUCCGUACCCGCCGGGAGUCUCCGCCAAAGUGACGGCCAACGAGAUCGUGCUCGUGUUGCCGACGGAGCCCCAGUUCUUCGUCGAUGCCGAGAGUGACGCCGCGGAUGACCUUCGUCAUCACAUCAAGGCGGGCGACCACAUCAAGGUUGUCAUGGCGCCAACACUGGAGACGAAGAAGUGGUCCACGCCGGUCAUGCACGGCGACGGCCACGAUUUCGACCUAACCGUCAUGCUGGCCCGGAUUGCGACGUUCUCGGCCAAGAAGUCGCUCACGGUGUACGGUCUAGGGAGGAUCCAACUCGCGCCCUGGGGAUCCGACCCUAAGCCGGGCGAGGGGGCCGAGGAGAGCAGCGCCAAGACCGACAUUAGUUAUCUUGAGAACACCAUGGACGACAAGCGGCUCACGGCCGGCGGCAAAGUCGACAUCGGGUACUACUCACUGGAGACAUACGUCAAUGGCACCCAAUACCGACCGCUUGAGGUUGAGGACGUGGACCAGUGGAACUUGGAGUAG